Molecule: messenger RNA, 2627 nt
Organism: Desarmillaria tabescens
Lineage: Eukaryota; Fungi; Basidiomycota; Agaricomycetes; Agaricales; Physalacriaceae
Product: glycoside hydrolase family 2 protein
Exons: 21
Biological process (GO): glycoprotein catabolic process
Molecular function (GO): beta-mannosidase activity
Source: RefSeq, a predicted model, not a curated record
ACGGUCGUCCGCCAGCUGAAAGACUGGUCGUUUACCCAAAUCGGAGGUGGCGAAGGUACCAAAGACAGUGAAUGGCUGCAAGCAAGUCAAUUUCCGACUACCGUUCACGUUGAGCUCUUGAAACACAAGAAGAUACCUGAUCCAUUCAUAGGCCUGCAAGAGUGGGAUGUACAAUGGGUCGGCGAGAGCUCAUGGUCCUUCAAGACGGUCUUUGAGGUGACUGAAGAUGAGCUUAGAGCGCCUAACGUCGACCUUGUUUUUGAUGGUCUCGACACUUUUGUCAGCGUGUCUUUGAACAUUGAACAUAUCGGAUUUACGGAGAAUCAGUUCACCGCGUACAGAGCGUCUGCGAAGUCUCUUCUGAAAGUAGGCAUUAAUGCCCUGGUCCUUGACUUCGAGAGCGCCUUCUGCAAGGGAAGGGAAAUUGAGAAGCAACACGAAAAGCUCAAUCUAUGGAACGGUGAUUCGAGUCGUCUUCAUGUUCGCAAAGCCCAAUACAAUUAUGGUUGGGACUGGGGUCCAACUCUCAUGACUGUCGGACCAUGGAAACCCGUUUAUCUCCAGACGUACCAAAGUCGAAUAACCGACCUCGACGUCAGGACUCGUGUUUCAGAAUCCUUAAGCGUCGACCUUUCCGCUAGCUUUACCUUGUCAGAGAAGACACCGGGUUUCGCAUCGUUUGUCCUUAAGGCAUCAGAUGGUUCCAUUCCAGUAUCCGUCGACAAGAUACCCACCGACACCGGCCAUGGUACGGUAUCGUUUCAGUUUGAGCCAGGCAAGCUGGAACUGUGGUACCCCGUGAAAUACGGAAGACAGGCAAUGUACACCGCCCAGGUCGAAAUCACCGAUUUGAGUGGACAUGUCCUUGACCGGAUGAUACAGAGGAUAGCCUGUCGGCGCGUUAGGGUGGUACAAGAUCCGCUCGCUGAUGAAGAAGGCAGAACAUUCUUGUUCGAAAUUAAUAACAUCCGUAUUUUCUGUGGAGGGUCCAACUGGAUUCCGGCAGAUUCUUUCUUGACAACCAUGACACCUGAGAGGUACAUGGCAUGGCUGCGUCUUCUAGUCGACGGGAAUCAGAACAUGAUUCGUGUUUGGGGAGGAGGCAUAUACGAGCAUGACUCGUUCUAUGACACCUGUGACGUCCUUGUCUGGCAAGACUUCAUGUUUGGUUGUGGCCAGUACCCUGCGUACGACUCCUUCCUCGAUUCUGUGAAGGAGGAAGCCGUACAGAAUGUAAAGAGGCUGCGACACCAUCCUUCCAUCGUUAUUUUCGCUGGAAAUAACGAAGAUUAUCAGAUUGCAGAAUCCUUCAAUUUGGAGCUGGAUUACUCGGACGAGAAAUCUGACUUCCGAAAGACCAACUUUCCUGCACGCUAUACCUAUGAACGUGUAUUGCCUUCCAUUGUGCAACAGUUCUCUGACGUAUACUAUCAUCGAUCAUCGCCGUAUAGUGGGUUCGGUAAGGAUACCAGAGACCAGAAGUAUGGGGAUCUCCAUCAGUGGAACGUUUGGCACGGAUCACAAGAGCCUUGGCACAACUGGGAUAUCCUUGCCGGUCGCUUCGUAUCAGAAUUCGGCAUGGAAGGUUACCCCGACCUUCGUACAGUUGACUAUUGGCUUGGUGGUGACAAAUCGCAACGAUACCCACAAUCCAGAGUCAAUAGCAAUCAUAACAAGGCGGCGGGAUCCGAAAGGCGGCUGGAGCUGUACCUGGUUGAAAACUUUAAACAUUCGUUUGAAAUGGAAAGCUAUGUAUACUACACCCAAGUGAUGCAGUCCGAAACGCUCGCAUCUGCAUAUCGACUUUGGAGACGAAAUUGGCGUGGUAUGGGAAGGGAAUACACCGCGGGCGCUCUCGUAUGGCAGCUAAAUGACUGUUGGCCAACAACUUCGUGGUCAAUUGCGGAUUACUUCCUCAGGCCUAAGCCGGCAUACUUCGCGAUUUCUCGAGAACUGCGGCCUUACACCGUUGGAAUGACCCGCAAGGAAAAGGAAACCUACCCAGAUUAUCGGUCAGCUGCCAAGUUCACAAUCGAUACUAUCCUGGAGAUCUGGGGUACAAACAGUACGCUCUUUGAAAAGAAGGCUACCCUCGAUGUGACUUCAUUUGAUUUACAUUCUGAGUGGACCAACCGUUGGUCCAAGCAGGUGGUAUUAGCGCCGAAUUCGAGUACCGAACUAUUCCAAGGAGAAGUGCCGGGUAUAGAGACUAGGAAAAAGUGGAGUGAGGUGCCCAGGGUCAUCAUCGUAUCGGCUCGCCUAUUGGACGAGAGAGGAGAAGUCUUAGGAAGAUACUCGAACUGGCCGGAGCCGUUCAAGUUUAUUGAUUUCCCGGCUCUCGAGGAUGUUGGCUUGAAAGCCGAGGUUGCCCAGGACGGCGAAUCGGUCACACUAUCGACGAAGAAGCCCGUGAAGGGAUUAGUACUCAAUGUCGAUGGUGAGGAUGUGAAAUUCAGUGACCAGGCCAUCGAUCUUGUUCCUGGAGAUCCACAAGUGGUGCGAGCAGUGGGGCUGAAAGGUCGCGCGGUGAAGAUGAGGUUCCUAGGAGACGGUUCGGCGUGAAUGAACGUGAAUUUGUAUGAUCUGUAGCAGUAGGAGUUUUAAAGAAAUUGAAAAGGAUGCUAUGG